AUGAGUAAUAUUCAGAACCUUAAGUCCUUUGAUCCUUUCGCCGACUCGGGUGACGUUGAAACAGAACCUACAAACUAUAUUCAUAUCCGUAUACAGCAGAGAAAUGGCCGGAAAACUUUGACUACCGUUACCGGUGUUCCUGAGGAAUAUGACCUCAAGAAAAUUCUGAAGGUGUUGAAGAAGGACUUUGCCUGUAAUGGCAAUAUUGCUAAGGAUGCAGAGGUUGGCUCUGUUAUCCAGUUGCAAGGAGACCAAAGACUCAAAGUGAUGCAGUUUUUGGUCAAGCAGUUGGGCAUGCUAAAGAAGAACAUCAAGAUCCAUGGUUUCUAA
Molecule: messenger RNA, 330 nt
Organism: Brettanomyces nanus
Lineage: Eukaryota; Fungi; Ascomycota; Pichiomycetes; Pichiales; Pichiaceae
Gene: SUI1
Product: Eukaryotic translation initiation factor eIF-1
Exons: 1
Coding region: 1-330 (109 amino acids)
Biological process (GO): translational initiation
Cellular component (GO): eukaryotic 43S preinitiation complex
Molecular function (GO): RNA binding; ribosomal small subunit binding; translation initiation factor activity
Source: RefSeq, a predicted model, not a curated record